Molecule: messenger RNA, 1497 nt
Organism: Auanema sp. JU1783
Lineage: Eukaryota; Metazoa; Nematoda; Chromadorea; Rhabditida; Rhabditidae
Source: the annotation of a GenBank genome assembly
AUGUUUCCAUUGCUUCUCCUUGUUAGCUUUCUCUCAGCUGGAGCACUCCCAGAUGAUUCGAGGAAUAUUGAAAAGGCUCUUAUAGCUCAAUUUGAGGGACAAGGAGAAAUCCAAACACAAGAAGAUCUCAUUCGCCAGAUUGGUCCUUUCGUAGAUGUGCCGAAGCUGAAACAUCGUAACUAUGAAGAAAUGACAAGUUUUCUAAAGAACUUGACAGCGUCCUAUCCUCACUUGACGUACUUAUACUCAAUUGGAAAAUCGGUUGAAGGUCGGCAACUCUGGGUUUUAGUAAUAUCAAAGUACCCGAAAGCUCAUAAAGAAGAUGUUCCUGAGUUUAAGUAUGUGGCUAACAUGCAUGGAAAUGAGGUUACUGGAAGAGUUUUUUUGCAAAGCUUAGCAUGGCUUUUGCUCAAUAACUACGAUACGAACAGAUGGAUUCGUAGGUUAGUCGAUACAACCAGAAUUCAUCUGAUGCCCAGUAUGAAUCCAGAUGGAUAUGAAAAGGCUUAUGAAGGUGAUGAUUCGGGUUUAGAUGGUCGUAAGAAUGCGAACGGAAUUGAUCUGAAUCGCAGUUUCCCUAGCAGAUUUCCUAACUUCUUUCCUUCCGUACAUAUGCAACCAGAGACACAAGCUAUCAUGGAUUGGAGCAAGCAAAUUCCAUUUGUGUUAUCUGCUAAUCUUCAUGGUGGAACAACAAUUGUCAACUAUCCAUUCGACGAUUAUCCGAGCAGAGUCAAAACUCAUUUCUAUUCACCAGCUCCUGAUAAUGGGAUCUUUGUAAGAUUAGCAUAUUCAUAUGCUCGCAGUCAUACAAGGAUGUGGAAGAAAGGUCCCAGAUGCAUAAGCGAUGAUCUGAAUAUGAUGAAUGAUCCCCAAUAUGGCAUAAUUAAUGGAGCUGAUUGGUAUAUAGUGGCUGGUGGUAUGCAAGAUUGGAACUAUCUGAAUACCAACUGCUUUGAACUGACAGUUGAAAUCAAUUGCUUCAAAUUCCCAAUGGAGAAGGAUCUUCGAUUUAUAUGGAACGAAAACAAAUUCAGUUUAUUGCAGUUCAUCGAUCAAGUUCAUAAUUCCAUACAUGGAAAGGUUGUGAAUGCUGAGAAUGGUAUGGGAAUUCCGAAUGUGACCAUUUCCAUAGAUGAUGAAUCGAAGAUCAUCAUAAGUUAUAAGACAGGCGAAUUCUGGAGAUUAAUAAAUCAAGGAACAUAUGAAGUAACAUUCGAUCAUCCAGCUUAUCACUCUCAGAGUCGUCGAGUGACAAUAACUCGCGACCGUCGAUCUCUUUAUUUGGCAGUUGCAUUGAAGCCAUUGAAUUCUACUAGAGAUAUGGAAAGCCGUCGUAAAAAUUCUGAACGAACAGUGAUAUCUGAUAGAAAGUCUUCACAGCCAACCAAAAUACAGCAAAAGCCAUCUCCGCAUCUUAAAAACAAUCAUAUUCCACUCAGUGCAAGUUCAUUCAAAUCUUUCUUUCUAUUUAUCAGCUUCUUAGUAUUGUUAUAG